AUGUGUAGAUUUUUAAUAUUCAAAGGGAAAGAGCCAAUACGGUUAUCGCAUUUGUUAACGAGACCAGCACAUUCUAUUAUAAAUCAAUCCUUCGACAGUAGAUUAAGAUUGGAUACAAGGCGGCCAAUGAAUGGUGAUGGGUUUGGAGUUGCAUACUACCCUGAAGAUCAAGAGUUAGAUGUUGAUGGACCAUGUAUGUUUAAAGCUAUCACCCCUGCUUGGAACAACCAAAACUUAGAGACCUUAGCCGAGAAGACUAAAUCAGAUUUGGUGUUUGCUCAUGUUAGAGCAUCUACAUAUGGUGUAUUGUCAGAGACUAAUUGUCAUCCAUUCACGUAUCAUAACAUUUGUUUCAUGCAUAACGGUGGUAUAUCAAAUUUUAAUAAGAUUAAAAGAAGAUUAUUGAAUCACAUCAAGGAUGAAUAUUUAAACUAUGUGCAAGGUAGUACUGAUUCAGAAUUUGCAUUUGCAUUAUUUCUGGAUACACUAGAUAAAUUUGGCUGUGAUCCAAAACAAAUAAUGGGUGAUUUUGGCCAUGUUGCACUGAGACAAUCAUUAUUGAAGACAAUAGAAUAUAUUAAAGAUUGGACAAAGGAAGCAUAUACAGGUGAUGAACCAUGGGAACCUUCGUUAUUAAAUUUUGCUGUCACGGAUGGGUCUACAGUUGUUGUAUCAAGAUAUAUAACAUCUGAAACUGACGAAGCUGCAUCAUUACAUUUUAGUUGUGGUUCAAGUUUUGUAGAGAGUUCCCCUGGUGAAUAUCGAAUGGAACGUCUUGAUAGGAACCAAGACGUUAUUAUGGUUGCUUCGGAACCAUUAACAUUUGAGAGAGGUGAUUGGACUGCAGUUCCAACAAAUAGUGUAUUAACUAUUAAAAAACAAACGAUAUUAAUGCAUCCAAUAAUAGAUGAAUACUAUCAACAAGAUCCAUUAUAUCUUAGAAGUUCAACAUUGGUGGAAAACAGAGGAUUUAUGGGUACUGUACCUGUUGGAAAAACGGUGGAGAAGAACGUUCCUCCAUUGGAGAGAGAAGGUCGUUUGAGACAAUUAUAA
This is a messenger RNA of Maudiozyma saulgeensis, 1053 nucleotides long. NCBI's taxonomy places the organism in Eukaryota, Fungi, Ascomycota, Saccharomycetes, Saccharomycetales, Saccharomycetaceae. The record is from the annotation of a GenBank genome assembly.